Messenger RNA from Puntigrus tetrazona (Sumatra barb), 2786 nucleotides. RefSeq names its product synaptopodin 2b (gene synpo2b). The transcript is spliced from 3 exons. Gene Ontology annotation, biological process: positive regulation of actin filament bundle assembly. NCBI's taxonomy places the organism in Eukaryota, Metazoa, Chordata, Actinopteri, Cypriniformes, Cyprinidae. The coding region runs from base 595 to 2736 and encodes 713 amino acids. Gene Ontology annotation, molecular function: actin binding. The record is from RefSeq and is a predicted model, not a curated record. Gene Ontology annotation, cellular component: actin cytoskeleton; Z disc; nucleus.
AAGCAGGAACGUUUUAAUGUCUUGGGAAGUGAAAAAGUGAAAAAGGCAGAAGAAGAGGAGGAGACGGAGGAGAAGGAGGAGAGAGAGGUGUUGUGUCAAGUGGAAUUCAAGUUCAGGGAAGUGAGCAGGCAGAGUGGAGGGGCACUGCCUCCUUGACAGAACUGAUCAGACUCAGCAGACGCCAAGCAAGACAGGCACGUAAGACAAAAACCUUCUCCAAAUCUGUCCUUCAGUGGCUGUCUUUGUCUAGAUCUGUCUGUUUUUUACCUCUUCUUCAGUGAUGGACUAAGAUGGAGUGAGGCACAGUCAGUGAGACAGCGGAAAAAGCCAACUCUAAAUGUAAACAUAACACUUUGCAUUUUGCUGCUCCCAGAAAGAAGGGUGUCAAAAAGGGUCAGAAGGUUCAUGCUGGUUAGCUGUGGUACGGCUUCUCAAAGACAGAUUUUAGGAAGAGAAUGAGAUUGUACUUUGUACACUACAAAGUCUGAACAGAUUUCCACUGAUUCUGAGAAGAAUAUUCAUUUUUUAAUACCACGUGACUGAUUUAAGCUACAACAGAAUUUCAAAGUACAGACUAAGUCAAACUUGGAAACAAUGGAGCAUCUUCCACAGACGAAAGGAAAGGGGGUCUUGAUGUUUGCCCAGAGGCGUCAAAGGAUGGAUGAGCUUUCCGCAGAACAAGAGGAAAUGAGACGAAAAGGCAUACCAGUGGAUGCAGUUUUUGAGCCAGAAGGUGAAACUGUAAAGUCUCCUCCGCUGGAAGAAGCCCAAGCCCCACAAGAUAUCUAUCUAAGGCAACAACAACAGUAUCAAGAUCAUCCAUUUCAGCAACAGAUGCUACCACAAUCAGCAAAUGGUUUGAAUGGUCUGGAUUCAUAUCAAGGUUCGACUGUUUCCAGAUCCCUUGUCUCCAACAGAACUGCUAAGCCCUUUCUGGGUGGUCACAAUCAAGGACGAAAAACUUUUUCACCAGUAAGCAGUGUCUCAAGCCCAACAUCUAAGAAACCUGAAAACAUAUUCAAGGUUCCUGUUCCAGUAAACACAACCCCACAGGUUUGGUCCCCAACAUCAGACAUAAUUGCGUCACGUGAUGAACGUAUUGCUAUACCUGCAAUUAAAACAGGGAUCUUGCCAGAAGCUAAAAGAAGAGGAGUGAAGUCAGACUCCAAAGAGAUGCCUCUGCUUCAGAAAAAAGGAGAUCAGAAGUCCUUAACAGAGUCAUUUCCAGAAGAAGAUUUUUUCAGUCUGGGUGCAGAAGCGUGCAAUUUUAUGCAAGCUCCAAAGAUCAAACAGAAAAAUCCUCCACCUGUCCUGCCCAAACCUGCCAUAAACCUAGCUCACCCUCCUUGGUCUGCAGAGCGUCGUCCCAUGAAUCAGAGUCCCCUUGCCCCAGCUAUGGGGAACACCCUGGUGCAGGCAGUACCCCAACAAAACCCACCAAAGCAGUCUCCUGAAAAAGCCUGGUUUCCAUUGUCAUCUCAGCCAAUACCACAGGAGCCACCACCUGCUUGGGUUCCAGAUCUGCCUCAACCAUCCUGGACACAACGUACACCAGAUUCACUUCGUGCUGGUCCUUCCCAGUCUAAAACAUCACGGGUUAGAUCAAGUGAUCGUAACUCUGUUGCUUCCUGCCCACCCCAACACCUGAGCACAUGCUUUCAGGGAUCUAAGGCUCCAUCAUCUUCUCCUAAAGGGUAUUCAUCAGAUGCAGGUGCUUCUGAAGGACUGAACCUUAAAGGAAAAGGAGCUGAACUGUUUGCUCGAAGACAGUCCCGUAUGGAAAAAUUUGUGGUCGACGAUGAGACUGUGAGAGCCAACAAACCUAGACCCUCAUCGCCAACAUUUUCGAUGCCAAGCACUUGGAAAUACUCUUCUAAUGUCCGUGCCCCACCUCCAGUCUCCUAUAAUCCCAUUUUAUCCCCCUUUUAUCCCCUUGCAGCGGUUAAGCAACCCCCUCCUGCAACUAGUCCAAAAAUUAAGUCUAAAGCAAACAAGGAGAAGAAGAAUCCCCAACCCAAGCAUCUCAAUGUUCUGGAUGUCAUGAAACAUCAGCCCUACCAGUUGAAUUCCUCGCUUUUCACCUACAACUCCACUCCAGAGGCCAAGGAAGCCCCUACAGAGUCUAAACAAACUUCUGCUCAAACCCCUACCAGUUUCCAGUCCCUUGCUUAUGAGCCCUCUACAGCAUUCUCCCCCUCCCCAAAUAGCUUGCAGUCAGUUAAGCAAAAUCCAUCUAAAGGCACUGGAGAGGCAUUCAGCAAGAGCCGGUCAUGGACUUCCCCCCAGAGACUGUCCUCCGUGUCUCCCGCUUCCCCUGUGUCCACUCCGGGUGUCUAUUCAACACGUCAGUCACUGAACAGGCAAUAUUCAUGGGUGGAACAGCCCCAAGAAACGCUCUCCUCUGUAGAUGAAGUUCCUCAAAGCCUCUUUGGUCCUGAUGAGUCCAAAAUUUCAGCUACUCCUAGAAAAUCAUUACCACAAACACCGGCAGAAUGGAGGAAAAGACUUUUCUACGAGGCUGUUGGUGGCCCGCAGGAGAUGGAGCCUGUAACAGCUGUUACAUCCCCAACCAACAGCUUUUCUUCAGUGCCGAAAGAAGCAGUAUCCGGGCCUCCUUUCCGUCCUGCGCAGCCUCUGGUGACCAGCGGCAGGUACAGCAGGGGUACUUCUCUGCCCACAAAUUUCACACUUCACUCAAACUGUCCGCAACUGCAUAGAGUCAGUUGGAAACUGUAAUUAAAUAUUCAGAGUGAUCAAAUUAAAUUAUAGUAUAUCAUGGUGUAUGA